Messenger RNA from Pelobates cultripes (western spadefoot toad), 27615 nucleotides. Lineage: Eukaryota; Metazoa; Chordata; Amphibia; Anura; Pelobatidae. The record is from the annotation of a GenBank genome assembly.
AUGUUAUCCAGGAAGAAAACCAAGAAAGAAGUUAAUAAACCGGCCGAGGUGCAGGGGAAAUAUGUGAAGAAGGAGACCUCCCCCCUGCUGCGGAGUGAGUGUGACCGGUCACUGCACCGGGGGCUAAACUGGGAGAGUGCAACUACCGGUCUGGGGGGGGAGGGGGCAGGCAAAGAGGGGAGGGGGCAAAGUCAUGGGGUGAUGGGCACAGUGUUUGAGGGGAGCUGCCAUAUGUGGAUGGGCACAGAGCAGUGGAUGCCAUAGGUCAAGGGACACUGUGAUGGGUGGCAGAAAGUGAUGGGCUCAUUGGCCAAAGGACACUGUGAUAUGUACCGUAGGGGCACAGGGCAAUGUGUGCCAUGGGAUACGGUGUGGAGUGGGUGCCAUAGAGUGAGUGGCACAGAGCCCUGUGUGCCAUCGGGUGAGUGGCACAGAGCCCUGUGUGCCAUCGGGUGAGUGGCACAGAGCCCUGUGUGCCAUCGGGUGAGUGACACAGAGCCGUGUGUGCCCCAGGUUCACUGGCUCAGAGCCGUGUGUGCCCCAGGUUGAGUGGCGCAGAGGCGUGUGUGCCCCAGGUUGAGUGGCGCAGAGGCGUGUGUGCCCCAGGUUGAGUGGCGCAGAGGCGUGUGUGCCCCAGGUUGAGUGGCGCAGAGGCGUGUGUGCCCCAGGUUGAGUGGCGCAGAGGCGUGUGUGCCCCAGGUUGAGUGGCACAGAGCCGUGGAUGCAGAGCUGUGUGUGCCCCAGGUUGAGUGGCGCAGAGGCGUGUGUGCCCCAGGUUGAGUGGCGCAGAGCCAUGUGUGCCCCAGGUUGAGUGGCGCAGAGCUGUGUGUGCCCCAAGUUGAGUGGACGCAGUGCAGUAGGUGCCAUAUGCUAAAGAGCGUUAUGUCGUGAGCAGAACAGAGCAAUGGGUGCCAUAGGGUGCAGUUAUUUGGGGUGAAAGGCACAAUACAUGGAUUAUCAUCAUGGGUAUCCACUGCAUUUGACAAUAUGGAGCAAGUGACAUUGCUCUUCCUUUAAUUUAAGUGGUGCCUACUAAAGACCAUGGCUACAUAUAUAAUUGGUUUGCCCCCUAUGGAAAAUUUUCUGGCACCUCUGGUUGCCUUGUGUUGAUUGUCUUCUAUGGGGUCAGUGGUGUGGAUUCCAUGGCGCCAGACCUGUUGUGUGAAGGAUGCCAUGGGAUCAAGGGUUACAUGGGGUGGCACAGUAUGUAAGGUGGCAUGGGGUUUGGAGUAAGAUGCAAGGAUUGACAGUGACAUAGGUGCUCUACUGUGAGGGCACAAUAUGAAGAUUGCUAUGGGGCGAAGGGAGGAAUUCAAGGAGUGUCAUGGGUGAAGGCCACAGUGUGGUGGGUUCCAUGUAAUGAGGGCGCAGUGAGAGGGGUUACAUGGGCUAAGGGACACGGUGCUGUUGUUUACAUGGAGUGGAGAAGGCAGUGAGAGGGCUCCCAUUAGGUGAAGAACAUAGUUCAGCUGGUUAGAUUGGAUGGAGUAAGGGGGCCGUGUGUAGUGUGCCAUGGGUUGAGGCGCAUAGUGCAAAUGGUGGCCUGUAGUGAUGGGCACAGUGCAUUGGGUGUAUCUAGCUAGCCGUAGGUAUUUCAUAGCAAGAAAAGUUAUAGCUUCCUCUGGGACUGCUUUGUUUAUGUUUUCAUGGUAGCAGCUGCAGCAGCUCUGGUUUGGUAAGGUCUCAGGGCAAUGGGAUAAGCCUUACCUCCCAGAGAUGAUUCAAAUAUUCAGUGUUUUAUUCUUGGAAGCUUUUAGCUCCACUCAGUGCUAUAAGAUGUUUUAGAAGCUGCAAAUCUUUAUGAUGAUGAUCAUUUCCGGCACAUCUUGUGCAAACUCACUUGGUAUUUUUGUCACCUCAUCAGUGGUGUUCCAGCUUUAUCCUAUUGGUAAAAAAAAUGUGCAACAAACUAUUGUACAGCAGUAUGCUUUUAUAGCCUUAUAACAAUAUCUCAAACUGCUUUAUAUAUUUUUUAUAUAUAUAUAUAUAUAUAUAUAUAUUUGUACUUGUAUAAAACACACUGUACUAAACAUUCUAAUUGUAAAGGAAUGGUGUUAUUGGUGCAGUAAACUGAUUGCACUGCAGUAACUUUUAACUGUCAAGCUUACUUCAAGGUUUAAGAAUUUUAAAUAUAUUUUGUCACCAAAAGUACAGCAAUGUCUAAUCCUUUGGCUGACUGCGUGUGAUGUGACAUACAGUUCACUGUUGUAGUGUUUAGAAUUCAAUGUACAACUAUACUAUAUCAAGCUAAAUGUAUGGCUUGUCUCUGUUGGUUUGAACGGUUAGUAUCACCUUAGAUAAUGUCUUUGGCAUGCAGAUACAUACCCUUUGCUGCAAGGACAAGAAAUUCAGAUAUUGAUUACUAAAAGUGUGUACAUGUGAGACGUGUGGGUGUAAAGAGCAUCUGUGGAUUAUACAAGUAGAGCAGUCUCCAUAGAUACCAAGGGAAUGUUACUUCUGAUUGUUACUUUUUAGAGUUUUAUUCCUCAAAGUUAUCUGUAUGCGUAAAAACGCCACAGACUGUCAGACAUAUGCAUGUCACCUCUACUUGUGUAAACUUAGCCUCCAGGGAGAUUUGUCUGUAUGGCUUUUUUAUUUUUUAUACCUGUCUGGGACAAUUGUAGUCUUAUAGCCUUAAUCCUUGGAAUCCAGUUAAUGUACAUUUUUAGGUUCACUCUUUUAGAUCUGUAAGAACGGGAUUACAUUUUAAUGAUUGUCUAAUUUAAUGUCAUUAGCUGUUUUAGAAGCAAAAUAAAAUUAACCCUUUUGCACCACGAGCAGUACUGCUAGCAGAUAAAACAUCCAGUCUAUGUCUAUGCAAUUUUCUACUUACUCUGUGCGCAUAAUGCAUAGCGCUACAUCCAACUGCUUUCUUUCCAACUGCUGUGAAUUGACAUCUGAUGUAUGUUAAUGUUGCCAGAUAGUCACAGUUACCAUAUGUGAAUUCUAGGUUUAUCAAGUGGAACUAAUUGCAAGUGACGAUUGCUCCCAAUAGAUGCCCAGCCAUGCUGAGAAUGAAGUUGAUCACUUUGUGUUGAAUGGUUUAGAAACAUAAAAUUACAUGAUUUUGCUAUUCCAUGACGAAAAGUCAUGUAUUUUUUUUUUUUUAAAGACACAGAGGCGAUUAUUGCAUAUCCCUUUCUUUACUGUCCACCAAUAGCAGCAAAGAAUACAAAACAGUAAGAAAAAAUGGUAUACAUAGUAAUAGGCCACUCUCAUACCAAGUCCCAGUAUAAUAGUCAGCACUUUUCUUCAUACUUCCUUUCUUUGGAGAUGCAACCACAAAAAACAAACAUUAAACAGGAACCAAGGAAUCAGUCCAACCGCACAAGAACUAUUGCCCACAAAUUUAGUUACUUGUUACCAACCAGGUAACAAUCCAACGAACUGUGACAAAUCCAACACCGGAAACAAGAACCGCCAACAUAGAGGAUUCCAUUAGACGAUAAUCAGUCGGAGUCCAUCAAACAAGUCCGAAUUAGGCUCUGAAAACAGAAACCACACAGUUAUUGCUGACGACUCGUGAUGGGCUCAGAGGCGCCAACUCUGUAGCCUCCUUGCCACGUAAGGCCCCAACUGCAAUAAUAAAAUAGGUGGACGGGCGUUUUCAAGCCAACAUCUGAACAUCCAACACAAGAAAACCACUCAACGUGCUGAACGUGCACAAAAAGGGAGCCAAAAUGGCCCCGGGACCCAGUAUAGCAAGUAGGGGAGACAGAAAACGGAAAGACACAAACGCCUCUGAAGAGAAAGUCAGAGAAAAAUGUAUAUAUGAAAAAAAAUAGAUGGAAAGAAAAAAAGUCUGGGCACCCGAGCACAGAACCAAACAAUAUACAAUAAAACAGUUCUACAAUUUAAACUCAAAGGUUAAGUUAAACUAAAAUCCCCAGACAAAUAAUAACAAAUACACAAUAAUUUAUACAACUAAAGUCUCAAGAGACAAAAUAGAUGGUACUUAACGGUCGUGGAGCAGCAAAGAAAGAGGAAGUAUGAGGUGCUGACUGUUAUACUGGUACUUGGUAUGGGAGUGGGGUAUUACUAUGUAUACCAUUUUUUUUCUUACUGUUUUGUAUUCUUUGCUGCUAUUGGUUGAACAGUAAAGAAAGGGAUAUGCAAUAUGAGCCUCAGUGUCAAUCAAUAUUGGAACAAGUACAUUUGUUUGCUUGUUUUGUACUUAAAAUAGAUAUACCCCAAAUUAAAACGUGCAUGCAUUCAAUUAUUAAUUUCCUAUUAAGGGUGCAAGCACUGCCCUUCUAACCCUGCCCAGACUUUCUGUGGCUGUCCAAUCACAGACUUGGCAAUGCAGCUCAAUGAGAAGUCUUUGCAAGGCAGGUACUCUGGGCAAUUGCCGCCUCUUGAGUUAAGUACCACAGAGCUAACCAAACCAGGAAGCAAAAGGACCUGUUGUCUGCUUGAAAGCAAAUGAGGUUUUACCAGGUUAUUUUAUAAAAGUUCCUAUUUUUAUUGGGGGAAAAAAAAAAGAGGACACACUCUUCACACAUACAGCGUUUCGGCAAACUAAAGUAAUUUAUGUGUGAAGAGUGUGGCAUCUGUUUUUCAUUUUAUACAAAGUGAAGAUUUCAAAACAAUUAUGUUUUAUUGUUAUAUAUUAUGAUUAUUAUAAAUUAACCUUGUUACACCACUUGUCUGUCAAUCAGACAACCAGUCCUGUUAAUUCAUGGUUGUUUAGCUUAGUGGAGCUAACCUCAAUAGACUGGCUAUGGCUCAGAGCACCUGUCUUGCAAAGUCUUCUUUUUCCUGCGUUGGAAAGUCUGUGAUUGGACAACCACAGAAUGUUUUGGUGCGGUUAGUAGGGGAGGGCUUGUAAAAGUUUCAGACGAAAUCUGCAGCUUUUGCAAGCUGUUUUUACAUAAACCCACAAUAAAAAAUAAAUGCAUAAUUAAAUGCAUGCAUGUUUUUGUUGGGGAAAUAUCUACUAAACAGUAAUGGUAUGCUGAGAUUACAACUUUUAUAGUAGUCACAGAGUCCAAAACCGCUACACAAAAGUAUAUAUUUGGAAAAGUGCAUUCCCCAGGCUAUUUAAAGGACUACUCCACACUUUCCAAAAAUACCCACAGUUUACUAGAUAACCCAAUGAAUACAUGUAUGUAUUCAUUGGGAGUAGUCUAAAAAAAGCUUACAAAGCUGCAGUUCUUAUGACUGUAGCCUUUGUAAGGACUCCCUUUUUUUUUCCUAAAAGAGACUUUCAGUCUCUUCUCAUUGAGAAGCCUCUGACUUGGUCCCGACGUUCACGCGCGCACAUCUGGAACUGUCGAGCUGGCCUGAUGUCUGUGAGGGAGGGGGAGGCACACAUUUUACUUUGUUUUAUAGAAGCACCUUUAGUGGAUGUCCAUAAAAGAGGGGCACAUGGCACCCAGACCACUCUAUUGAGAUAAAGUGGUCUGGGCACCUAAAGGAUUCUUUAAAGUCCUACAAGGUACAGAAUUGAGGAGUGGGACUGCAAGGGCAUAAUCUAUAUAAACACCAACACUGCUUCAUUAAACUAAAGGUGGUGUUAAUUUGGCGACUUUAAUAUCCCUUUAAAUUAUGUAAAAUAAUGACAUGAUAAAAGAUGUAUAAAUUGAUCAGUAGACCAUUAAAGAGCAAUGCAUGCACACAUUAAGCCUUUUUUAAAGUUAAAAAGGUAUUGUAAACACUAUAACCGCUACAAAAAAUAGAUGUAAUCUAUAAGUAUUGGAACAUUUAUUAACCCGUUCCACGAUACUUUUUAUUUUGGUAGAAUGCAGAUAAUAUUCAGGUGUGAUGCAUAAAGUGCGGUCGCUGUAUUUUAUUUUUUACAUAUGUGGUAACGGACUUCCAGUAAACUGAUCUUUGUGGUAAUUACCUCUUUUACUCGUUUUUCUGGAAUCAAAUUUAGACUUAUUUUUAAAGGUCAUAUUAUGGAUAUUUUUGUAAUGCACACACUUUUUUUUUUCCCUCCUCAGAUUUGAUGCCCUCCUUUAUUCGCCAUGGUCCAACCAUCCCACGGCGAACUGAUGUCUGCCCUCCUGAACCAAAGCCUUCCCAUUACACCCCGCCAGGAGAUGGCGCUGUGUCCAGGAACCAAAGUUUUUUACGGACUCAUAUCCAGAGAGCACCACAAGAAGUCAUGCGCAGGGAAAGCAACAGACUUUCCGCUCCUUCCUAUUUGGUCCGGGGAUUGGGUGAAGUGCCCAGGGAAUACGGCAACUCUUCACAGUCCUUUCUAACUGAGGUUAAUUCUGUGAUGGAAAAUGGGGAUGGUAAUGCCAGAUAUUAUUGUUCAGAUCAACAGUUUGAUGGACAGAGGAGGAGGCAAGUUGAUCGUGCCCAUGACGAAUACAGAUAUUAUGAUCAUAACAGUGACCAUGUACAGAGGAUUAUUCACGGACAUGGAAGGCCACAAGCAGGUAGCAAUAACACGUUUGCUGGUUCAUUGUGCUACUCUCGAAAUAUUGGUAGCAAACUCUGGCCACACAGAUGUUGAUGGUUUGCAAAUGCAGUAGAUGGCCAGAAAGUGAUGGGUGUUUUCGUUCAGCAAAAUUGAGGGGGAAGUAGUGGCCUUGAGAUGCAUGUUCUAAACUAUUUGUUGUUAAAACAAGUCUACGUUUAUUUUAUACAUUUACUUUAGUAGAACCACUACAAUAAGCACAGACCAAUAAUUUAUGAAGAGAGAAGUUGUUUAAUGUGGCGCCAGGAGUGGCUGUCUUGUUGAGUUCUGAGCAUUUCAUAAAAAAGAAAGGCACGUACAAUAAUAAUUUUUUUUACAAGCAUGUUUUAAGUUAAUAGAAACCAUUGUAUCAGAUGGAUUGCAUAUCACUAACUCCAGUGCAGCUUCCUUCUUGGCAAGAAGUGUGAGGGGUCUAGUACAGUUAUUUUCUUAACAUUUGGGAUUGUUGACCCUGGCUUUGGGAGUUCUCGUAUGGGAGUACGGUAUUUAGAAGCAUAGAACAACGUCCCAUUACUUCACAGCCCAUUAUUUUAAAACCAACAUAUUAGUUUUGACUGUUUUUGGGCUGUAUUUAUCAAGGCUAAACAAACUCGGUUCUGGACAGAAAUGCAUAGGGCACAAAUGAACCUUCAUAAAUAUUGUGACAAAGCUCCUGGUAAACCGGCUGGGUACCUAGGUCAAGGUCUCUCCGUAGCUUCCUGCCCUUGAACAGGGUCCUUGGUAGAGCUCCAAGUGAUCACUCUCUCCUUCAGAGUUUAUAGCUGUAUAGCUCUCACCCAAACACUAGUCGAGACUUAGUGAAGAGUGAAGUAGAAAUGGUUUUAUUGAGUGAACCACAGGUUUAUAUAGAAGUUAUCAGAACAGGGGGUCAUCACACAAAAUAAUACAAGUCACUCCUUGGUGUGUAGGACAGAAUUAGGUCAAGAGUCCAUAUUUGAAUUACCUGCCUGACACCAGGAUCCAUUGCACAAUAGCUAUUGUAUUAUAAACUAAUUUCUUCCUUUCUGUUGACCUAAAACACAUAUAAUAACAUACAGCAAAUGAGAGUCUCUGGAACAAAGGGACAGUGCCCGUCUGGGAAAACAACAAGGAAAGGGGGGAAGGAGAAUUACUAACAAAUACAAUUACACACCAUAUACCUGUAAUGGACACAGAGAGACUAAAACAUAUGAAUAAUCUGGGGACCUCCAUAAAGUGUCUGUCUUCAGCCCCCUGUGAUGCUAUAAGUACACACUUUGCUAGUGCCAAACCAUUUUAUUUUAUUUUUUUCAAAAUUAACGCAAGUCCCUGAAUAACCCUUCACGUGUGUGUGUAUGUGUGUGUGUGUAUGUGUGUAUAUAUAUAUAUAUAUAUAUAUAAUUUUUUUUUAUUUUUUUUUAAAAGAAGGCAACCUAAGGUAUUAAACUUGGGGUAUUUUGACUCUUUUCAUGCAACCAUUUUACCACCAAUUUAUGCCAAAUUUAAAAAACUAAAAGAAUAAUUGGUGAUUUUUUUUUUUUUUUCUACACACAUAGCAAUUUAAUAAUACAUGUACUGAGAACUUUAAGGGUUACUGCCAAACAACACCCCAAUAUGUGUUCAGCAACAUCUCCUGAGUACAGUGGUACCACCCAUGUAUAGGUGUGUCGGGAUCUCUGGGGGAUAAAAUAUCUUAUUUGGAGGGUGCGCAUUCCAGUUUUCCAACUUGGAAUUUUCACAGCUGGUCAUCAUGCACCCAUGUCCUAUUGGGACAUUUUUUAAGCCGGCCAAUGUAAUUUACCCCGAUCAAACCAUAUAUUUAUGAAAGGAAGACACCCUAGGGUAUUUCAAAUGGUGGUAUUUUAACACUUUCCAUGCACUAAUUCUACCUCCAGUCUUUGUCAAACUUUUCGGUAGUCAUUUGUUUGCGUUAUUUUUCUCUCACAUUGUACUUUAGGCAUGGAUUCUCAGCUCCUGUUAUGUGUUACUGACAAAGAACACCCCAAUAUGUGUUCAGCAACAUCUCCCGAGUACAACCGUGCCCCCAAUGUACAGGUUUUAUGGAUUUUUGCAAACUUGCAGGGGUCAAAUGUAGGGAUUUCCCCUUUUCCAUGUUUGCACAUUGCAAUUUGCCAGAUUGGUUUGCUGGGCCCAUGUUGCCUUUGAGACCGUAUAGCAGCCGUAUAGCAAUCCACAAAGGAUUCUGGGUGGGCAUAUGCAAAUUAGUUUAACAAAGAAUCACAUUUUUGCCUCAUUCCAUUUUAAACAUGGAUUCCACAUGUAUACAUUAUAUCCAAACAACCUUAGUUUUUUGUCUCCAUACCCCAUUAAGAACAUACUGAAAGGCAUACACAAAGCCAGUAACACUAGUCCACCUCUAAGGUUACCCGUUCACCAACCGAUAUUUAAGGAUAUGUCAGACUUAUUAGAUACAACCCCUUUCGAACAUGCCUCAAAUUCAGUAAUCAAAGCAGCUAUCUACUUGGCCUAUUAUGGCUUUCUUAGGCCAUGAUGCGCAUUCAGAACUGACGUCGGGAGGAGGAGGAGCGUUCCCCAGCGCCGAGGGAGCCCGGCGCUGGAGAAAGGUAAGUGUUUAACCCCUUCAGCCCCCUUGAGCCCAGCGGGAGUGGGACCCUGAGGGUGGGGGGAACCCAAAGACCCUAUAGUGCCAGGAAAACGAGUUUGUUUUCCUGGCACUAUAGUGGUCCUUUUGGCGUUCUUAUCUAGUCAAACAGCAAGAUUACUAUCAGUAGAAAUGUGAAAAGAAGCGCAAAAAUACAUACAGUGGUUAACAUAUAAAAGAAAACAUUUUAUUAUAGAGCAUAAAAUAUAUAUAAAAAGCUGUAUAUACUAGUUGUAUACUUGGAUAUAGUUAUCCUAUUGUAAAAAUUAUGCUAAAUAAAGUGUGCACACUAUUUUACAGGUAUUGCAUAAAAACAAAGAAAUUAAAAAAAUAAUAAAAAGAUGCAAAAAAUAGGAAAUAUGUGAUAAAAAUAUUUCCAACAAUGGAUAUGUAAAAAAAAGAGAAGGUUGAGAAAAAAGGUCUAGAUAUAAAAAUAAAUAUACUUUAAAAGUCCAACCUGAUUGAAGAGAGAGCUCUCUUUUUUCCUCCUGAUCUUGUGUCCUGAGUCUGCCUGUCAGUAUGUCUGUGGAUAGCUCAGUAAAGGAAUAUGCAGAGAAAAAUCUUCUUUUGGAGGGUGAGAUGGAUGUCAGCUGUUUUUUUUUUUUUUCUUUUUCUUCAUAUGCUUAUGCAGGUGUCAGCUGCUUUUAAACAAUACUAGAUGUCUGCUGCUUUUGAAUAAUACUAGUUGGUGGGAGAGUGGAGGUGAGUGUGCUGGUCUCCAGUCCCUCGUGUAGUAUUGGGGAUUCCCCUGUGUGUUGCCGUCGGAGCAGACAAUGCUUGUGAUGCUAUACUUUUACACCAUGUAAUACCCUUAGAGUGGCUGGAAGCGACCACGAUACGUCCGUUUUUGGAGAAGGCAGAGUGCAAUCCAGGCCAUAGGUCAAUUUGUUCUGUUGAGUUGUAUUGAAUUGUUGUGCUCUAUUUUGUUAAAAUUAGAGCAGUAUUGAGUGCUAUUGCUAUUAUUGCUGCUGUGUAUAGUGCUAUUUUGUCAAUUUAUGAGCAUGCCUAAAUAUGCAUUUGCAGAUAUGACUAAUGCAUAAAAAAAAUGAUGCUCUUUUAAAAUAACAUUCCAAACCUCUAAGGCACUCCAGCUGGCUGAAAUGCUUUAGGGGUUAACUCUUUCUCACAUUAUGAAGGGGCUGAUUUCAGGCGAAUUCGGCACUUUUAGAAAUUCUCUGUCACACAGCUGGGAGAAUGCUCUUCCUCGCUGCAGAUGUGACGGAUUGGUUUCCGUGCUUUUCUAUAAUAAAUUGCAGGCAUAUUUAUUUUUAUUUUUUUGGUACUCUUUGGGGCACAGUAAUUUGAAUGGGGUUUUAAACACUCUGGCAUUAUAAAUUAAGGUUAUUUUCCUUUUAAGUACAUGUGGUGUUUUAAUCUUAUAUGCUUGUUGUGCAAUCUGAAAUGUAAAUUUGAUUGGAAACGAUUAUGAUUAUCCAAUCAUUCCUUGUCUCGUGUUAAUUGGCUAAACCUUUUUAAGUUAAUGCAGUUUGUAAACUUUUAGACUUGUAUUUAAAAUUUUUGGAAAUAGUCCAAAUGUUGCAGUCAUUUUCUCAGUAUCUUUGCUUAAGAUUAUGGCUUUGCUUAUAAAAAAGACAUAGGCCUGGGGGUUAUCUGAAUAUCAAUCGGUGUUCAUUUUUGUCGACAAACAAUUUUAGUCGACUAAAACUAAAAUAAUUCAAAUCACUAAAAUACGACUGAAACUAAAAUGGCUUUUUAGUCAAAGGACUGACUAAAACUAAAUUGAAAUUUGCCGCCCAAAUAAACACUGCAAAGAGGGGCUGUAGAAGGGGCAAAAGAGACAGAGGCUUUAACUAAACCCAUUAGAUUAUAGUCAUGUCGAUUAAAAUCUACUGGAGAUUUAGUUGACUAAAACAAGAUUACUAAAAUAUGACAAACUAAAUAAAAAUUUGCCACCAAAAUGAACACUGGUACCAAUGUUUGUAAAUUAUAACAACAUCAUCCACUACAGAGUAAUAAGGUACUUUUUAUAAAAUUCACAGUGUCAACAUACUAUUACAAUUAUCUAUAUAGCGCCAACAUAUUCAGCUGUGCUGUACAACAGGAUGACUAUACAUCCUGACAAAACACGCAUGACAUAAUAAAACAGAAGGUAAAGAGGGCCCUGCCAAAAUCUAUAGAUGCAUUGAAGCUUAAAUAGAGAUUUUAACAAAUUGACCUCUAUUAAAAUUGGGUGAUUAUAGGACUGUAAACGACCUUUAGGAUUGACGGAAUUUCCAAAGAUUACUGCAUUUAACUCUUUGGUUUAUUUUUGACGGUCUAAUAAUCUAUAUUAUGCGGGGCCGGCGUGUCCUGUAGGCGACUUAGGCAGUUGCCUAGGUCGCACCAGCCCUGGGGGCAUCAGAUUUGAGUGACCCGGCAGGAGGGAAGCACACAGGACCACUAAGAUGGGGGGAACCACUGGGGAGGACCACUAAAAAGGGGGGGGAGAGGGAGGACCACUAAAGGGGGGGAUGACCACUAAAGGGAGGAGAGGGAGGACCACCAAAGAGAGGAGGACCACCAAAGGGGAGGAGAGGGAGGACCACCAAAGGGGAGAGGAGGGGAGAGGGAGGACCACCAAAGGGGAGGAGAGGGAGGACCACCAAAGGGGAGAGGAGAGGGAGGACCACGAAGGGGAGAGGAGAGGGAGGACCACCUGAAGGGAGAGGAGAGGGAGGACCACCGGGAGAGAGGAGGAGAGGAGAGGGAGGACCACAAGGGGAGAGGAGAGGAGGACCACCUGGGGAGAGGAGAGGAGGACCACUAAAGGGGAGGAGGAGAGGGAGGACCACCAAAGGGGGGAGGAGAGGAGGACCACCAGGAGGGAGGACCAGGAGGAGGGAGGACCACUGGGGAGGAGGAUCACAAAGGAGGGGGGAGAGGGAGGACCACAAAGGGGGUGAGGAGGGAGGACCACAAAGGAGGGGGGGGGAGGAGGACCACCAAAGGAGGGGGAAGAGAGGGAGGACAACUAAAGGGGCGCGGGAGAGGAGGACCACUAAAGGGGGAGGAGAGGGAGGACCACAGGGGUGAGGAGAGGAGGACCACUAAAUGGGGGGGAGGACCACUGAGAGGGAGGACCACUAAAGGGAGAGGGAGGACCACCAAAGGGGGUUGAGGAGAGGGAGGACCACUAAAGGGGGGUUGAGGAGAGGGAGGACCACAAAUGGGGGGUUGAGGAGAGGGAGGACCACUAAAUGGGAGGAGAGGGAGGACCACUAAAUGGGGGGAGGGAGGGGAGGACCACAAAUGGGGAGGAGAGGAAGGACCACUAAAUGGGGAGAGGAGGAGGAAGGACCACCUACUAAAUGGGGAGGAGAGGAGGACUACUAAAUGGGAGGAGAGGGAGGACUACUAAAUGGGGAGGAGAGGGAGGACUACUAAAUGGGGAGAGGGAGGACUACUAAAUGGGGGAGGAGAGGGGACUACUAAAUGGGGGAGGAGAGGGAGGAUGGGGAGGAGAGGAGGACUACUAAAUGGAGGACUAAAUGGGGGGAGGAGGAGGGAGGACCACUAAAGGGGGGAGGGAGGACCACCAAGAGGAGGGGCUGCACUAAGGGACAGAGUGGUAGGGGAGAUCACUAAGGAACAGGAGGGGGUAGCUCUGAGGCAUCGGUGGGGAGAGCACCAAAAAAAAAAAUAGGUGCUCCCCUCUCGGCCCCUAUCCUACCCCACAAACCCUCUCAUUCACACUGCACACAUACACAAUGCAUCCUUACACAUACACAGAAGCAAAGAAUGCAUAAACACACACUACACCCCCUAUACACACACUACACCCCUUACACAAAUUGGUAUCCCUACACACUACAUUCCAUAAGAACACACACACAUUACAUCUUCUACAAUAACACAUAAUACAUCCCCUACACAAAUACACUCCACUCCUUGUGAGCGAACUCAUGUGUGGGCCAUGUAGGUUGACUAAUGGGUGGACCUUGUAGGCAUACUCCCGGUCAGACUCUGGGGGCCCCUUGAGCUGUGUAAGGGGCCCCCAAAAAUGGAGCUGCUUCCUGUUCUUUGAUUUUUGUGAGCACUGUUAGUCUCCAGAGAGCCUCUUCUACGCCAGACUUCAGCUUGAGCCCAUCAUCAUCCUCUUGUCUUCAUCUGGCGAGAAAAAUCCUUGAACUGGCACUGAUAUUAUGUUCACUUAUUGCCACCUAAAUCUGCAUUGUAGGCCUCUGGUUUUCAUUGAUGGUCUACAGAUUAUGUGUGUGUGUAUGGUUAAAAUGGCUAAUCUCCUUCUGGAAUUAUUCCUCUGAGCUGUCCUGUGGGACUAGCGCCAACAGCUCUUCACCCUGAGCUGUAUUUUAGAACAUUGUUUUAUUUAUAGAUGUUACGAACAAUCUGCACAUCUUCACAAUCACUGCAUUCCCAAACCAGUUAUUAUUUACGACUGAUCCCAUUUAUGUGAACGUGAAACUGUCACUUCACAGGAGACAUCCUCUUUCAUUAAUUUCGCUGAAAUUCCAGAAUAAUCAAAAGACAUACAUGGGACAAAAUAAGGAUCUCUUUUGAAGAAUUCCAAGACUGCAAAAAUAGCUGGUUAAAGGACCACUCUGCACCCUUAAAGGACUUCAAACUGCUCAAGUGCUUUAUGGGUGAAGAGUAUCCCGUAAUAAAUAAUUUCUUCGAGAAAUCAGCAAUAUUCUAAAUAAAUAAUGACACGCCCUUGGCUGUUAAACAGCCAGGAAGGUUUCUUCCUCCUCCUCCCGUUAGCUUGAGCACGCCUGACUCCCCUCCUCAUACCUCAGAUUAGAAUUCUGUAAGUACGAACGCAUGCAUGGGGGGAGACCUUCUUAGGCUGUCUCCAUCUCUUCUGGGAAAAAGGGUCAGGACUUGCAAGGAUUGCAUUUCAUAUGAACUACAGCUUUUGCUAGCUCUUUUAAGAUAUACCACUAAUGAAUACUUGCAUUAAAACAUGCAUGCAUGUAUUUAUUGGGCGUAUAUCUACAAAAUAUUGAUAUCUACAUUUUUGUUUUGCCUAUUCGGGAAGUGAUGUAUUCCUUUAAAUCCUUCGGUUCCCAUCAUUACACAAAACGCUUGGUGAAAGUAAACCUUCAUGUACUCUCAAUGUACACAGCCACUCCCCUUCUGUAUUCCCUCACUGUACACAGCUGGUUGAAGCCACUCCCUUGCAUUUAGUUAUCCUCCCACCCCCCAUUUAGUGGUCCUCCCUCCCCCCCCCCAUUCUGUUACUGAAUGAAUCCACUGCCCCUAUGCAGUCAUUCCUUCACUAUGCAGAUCUGCCUGAAGUCCCUGCAUUUCCCUUCCGCUCACAGAGCUAGCUAUUACAAUGUGUCAACACAGUAAAGGAGGAGACUAUAUUUAAAAGAAGAAAAACUACCACAACAAGAGGACAUAGUCUUAAAUGAGAGGGGCAAAGGUUUAAAAAUAAUAGGAAGUAUUACUUUACUGAGAGGGUAGUGGAUGCAUGGAAUAGCCUUCCAGCUGAAGUGGUAGAGGUUAACACAGUAAAGGAGUUUAAGCAUGCGUGGGAUAGGCAUAAGGCUAUCCUAACUAUAAGAUAAGGCCAGGGACUAAUGAAAGUAUUUAGAAAAUUGGGCAGACUAGAUGGGCCGAAUGGUUCUUAUCUGCCGUCACAUUCUAUGUUUCUAUGUGUCAAACAGUGUUCCUCUGAUGUAGUCAGACUCAAGCUCCCAUAAUUCUACUGCAGUCAAUUGAAUUUGGGAGUUGUAGUCUAUCAACAUUGAGGAUACUGGAGUAUGACAGCCCUGAGUUAGAUUAUCUCCUUUUUGGGUGAAAUCAAAACUGUGAAUUUUGUUCUGAUCAAUGUUUUACUUUACUUUGCUUAAACCCUUAAGGACACGUGACAUGUGCGACAUGUCAUGAUUCCCUUUUAUUCCAGAAGUUUGGUCCUGAAGAGGUUAUUAAAGGAGCAUGCAUUACUCAAUAUUUAUUUAUUUUUUAAACCAGCAAGUUAACGCUUAUAAACAGAUGUGCAAUCAAAAAUAAAUCCAGAAAUACUUUUUGAAAACAUAAUAAACCUUUUAUAAAAUUACUAUAAUGCAUGGCUGAACUCAUCUAUUAGCUAGGGGAGUGUUUUCAGUCUGUCCAUCCCCUCCUUCCCUCACUCCACACCUCCUAUCUCCCCCACCCUUUUCGUGCAGCACCAUGAGAGAGAAACCCGCUAGCACCAGAGCCUGCUCUCCAUGACCACACUGAGCAGACACCCUCUCUUCUCUCCCUGUCAGGAUGUUGAAGUGAAGAGAUCUUCCAACUGCACUUGUGCAAAUCUGUCAGGCAGGCCAAAUGCACCUUUUCAGCUUUCCUAAGGAAAGGACUCUGAUUGGUUAGAUUAUUGCCCCCCCUGGAGUGGGUGUGGAAAGCAUAAGAAAGAAGAAGCAAGUAAAUAUAGUUUUCCUGGCACUGCAGGAUCCUGUAGUGCCCCUCUCCAGCCCACCCCCCAUCCCAAGUUGCUGGAGUGACUUACCGGAGGGACAUCGGCGCUGGGUCAAGCUCCUCACGCACAUUAGACCUCCCCAUAGGGAAGCAUUAUAAAAUGCUUUCCUAUGGGGAUUUUGUGAGGACGUCCAGCGUCGUAUAACACACUUUUCGUGUUCUAAGAACACGGAAGUCCCUCUAGUGGCUUUCUGAUAGACAGCCAAUAGAGGAGGACUUAACCCUGCAAGGUAAUUAUUGCAGUUUAUGAAAACUGCAAUAAUUACACUUGCAGGGUUAAGGGUAGUGGAAGUUGGCACCCACACCACUCCAAUGAGCAGAAGUGUUCUGGGUGCCUGGAGUGUCCCUUUAAUUUUACCUGAUUUUUCAGCAUGUUGAGUGAGGCAACUGUGUCAUUCAAAUUUAUGCAUGUGUUUUUUUUUUACUGACUUUCAGCAGUCAGAGUUGCUGACGUGUAUCUUCCGCAGUACAUGCCAUGUAAAACUAAAACUGUACUUUAACUUAUUUAUUUUCUAAAGCACUAUUGCACUAAAGAACUAUUUGCAAAAGUGUGGUAAUGAGAAAAAAAACAGAAAAUUGGCUGUGGGAGUACAUCCUGAGGCAGAUUUUGAAACCGUGAUUUAUCGAUUUAUCCUUGCCUAGUGUAUAAAUCUGUUGUUUUGUGUCUUUUUUACAGUGUAGCAUAGAGGAUUUUGUAAAAGAGUGAAUUUAUAGCUCCAUGUAUUAUGCUCUGUUAUAUAUCAAAUGAGUUCAAAUCUAUUCCACAUUUAGUUUCAAGAUUGCUUUACAUAGUACUUAUGUAAAGUUAAGUAUUUUGUUUUAACUUUGUGUCUUAGAGCUGUGCUCUACAAAGACUGGGAUGUCAUGGUCUGUUUUCUUGAACGGAUCUUUCAGGGCUCAGAUUCCUGCGGAGGGGGUGGGAACAUGUCCUCCCCCUUUUGUGUUUGUGACAGUAUUUUAUAUAGCAUUUGCUUCCGGACUUGUUGAGCUCCUAGAUCCUGCUCGUUACAUGUUACAUGUUGCAGUAGUUGUAUGAUGAUGGAGAUAUGAUUAGAAAAGAAUGUAUUUUCAGGAGUUGGGUACAUAAGUGAGGGUUUUUUCCCUUGUAUUUUCUAGCUCAUCUUACAACUAGGCAGGGUAGGUUUUAGAGCACAGAGAGCAUGUAUAUAUGUGGGUUUUUUUUAAAUUAAUUUUUAUUUUUAAUUUAUAACUUUUUUUUUUUUUUUUUUUAUAAAUAAGUUUCCUGAACAAAAGUGCCCCUGGUUUUAUAGUAUAGCAUUUUCACUUGCAGUGAAACCUGAUAAACAUACCUUGUUAUUUACAGCAGACCAGACAGUGUUACAAUGAAAUGAUGAACAUUGUGACGUUGUGAACAUUCUGUGUCGGUUGCAGGUAUUGGACGAAUAGCGGCUACAUCGUUGGGAAACUUAACAAAUCACAGUACUGAAGACAUGCCUCUUCCUCCCGGAUGGACUGUAGACUGGACUAUACGGGGAAGGAAAUAUUACAUCGAUCACAACACAAACACUACACAUUGGAGCCAUCCCCUGGAGAGGGAAGGUUUACCCCCUGGCUGGGAACGAGUGGAGUCAGCUGAAUUUGGAGUGUAUUAUGUGGAUCAUAUCAAUAAAAGAGCCCAGUAUAAGCACCCGUGUGCACCAAGGUACGUUUUAAAUGUAUGUAAUGUGUGUGUGUGUGUGUAGUUUGUCUGACAUUGUAAUUGCUAAUUCUUUAUUUAUUUGGGUUAUAAACCCAUAUGUAUAUGUGUGUUACCGAAUCCUGAUAAUCAUUAGAACGGCAUAGCUUGAGCAAUAUAAGUGAGUAAAGUUCCGAAAGUGUGUCAGUCACCAUGGAAACUAGGGAAAACAAAAAUAACUUUCCAUUGGUAAUUACUUCCUUUAUUUUUUUUUCUUCUGAUCACAACACUUUAAAAUAUCACCACCCUUAGUCUGCAGAAUCUGGAAUAGGAGAGGUACAGUGAGGGGGUGGAAGCUAUGGGUUUUUGCCUAUUGAAGUCUAGUUUACUUUCACAGUUGUUGAAAGCAACUUUGACUUGGUGUGCUCAUUCCUCUGCUUCAUCUUUACUUUACUUGUGCAGCGUUCCCAGGUAUGACCAGCCACCUCCUCUCCCUCCACCCAUUACGUAUCAGCCUCAGCAAGUCGAAAGGAGCCAGCCACUUCUGGUGCCUGCAAAUCCAUACCAUACAGCCGAGAUCCCCGACUGGCUUCAGGUUUAUGCCCGUGCUCCUGUAAAGUGAGUCUUCUACAUUUUAAUUGUGGCAUUAGAAAAAUAGCUUAAUUUUAUAAAGGUGGCAGUAAAGUGUACCAGAUUAUUUGUUUUGUGUGUGUAUUUUAAAUCAAUCAAUUUCUUUACAGAAGUCACAGCUAUUCUGUUUGCUUACGUUCUGUAUUAACUGCAUAAAGCUUUUACUUGUUCUGUGUUGAAGGAGCUAGUUUGAUACUUCCAACAGCUGUUUUUAACUCGAACCCAAGUCCAACAUUGCUCAGAAGAGGGUUUUGUUAUUGUUUGUGGGCUGAACCAAACUCUAAGGCCCGCCAUGUUUCCUUCUAUGAAUAAAACUGGAAAUUGAAACACUUGUGGAAACCAAAUAGAAGUACAAUGAAUGCUUGCUGUCAAGGAUAAUUAAAAGUUGAAUUAAUUUGAUAGACAUUUUAAUGUACUUGGUCUGUCUAUGGGCUUAAUUACACAUUAUACUGCUGUUUUACAAUUGACAAAUGGCUUUGACCUUUCUGUGUUGAUAACAAUAAAGUAAAGGUAAAAAGGACUGUUCUAACAAGAAUAGAAGACAGACAAAUCUUCCUCCCAAAUUUACUCAGAGUAGGAAAAUGUUUGGAUGAACAGGUGGUGAAAGAUCGAUCUAUGCAAUUCUAAUGCUUAGACAUAAGAGUGGACUCACCCAUAUACUGGUGUUGUGGAAUAAACACAGGCUUCCUUCAACACAUCUGGUGUUCCUGUAAAGAGAUCAGACCCUACUGGAAAAAGAUCAGGAACACUAUAGUCACUGGCAAUGACGGUCCAUAUUCACAAACGACCAUACUUUUCCAUCUAACCGGCGAACUGCUUUCCAAAUAUAAAUACUCCCCAACAUAUUUUCUUCUGAUGGUCUCAAAGGAAUUUAUUUAAAAGCAUGUGGAAAUACCCCCAAAAAACACCCAUCGAGGCUUGGUUAAUGAGGUUGGAGCCAUACCACACUUUGGAAGAAUUAAGAUGGUCCGCUCUACAGAAUCCCCCCCAAAAUACCUAGCAAUAUGGCUACCUUGGAUAGACCACAUGAGAGCCAAGUGUAACUAAUAUAUACAGUGGGACCUUGGUUUACAAACGCCUCAGUUAACAUAAUUUUCGGUUUACAAAUGAAAAUCCAUUGAAAAUAAUGCCUCAGUUUACAAAAAAUUUUCGCAAUACAAAGCAAGUUUCCCCAGGAUGCAUUGCACCUGGGAGGUUUAUAGCACCGCCCCCUGCAUGCUGGAGCCUGUGGGUAGCACGUGGUGUCGAGUGUGGAGGUGUUGGAGCGGCUUUUGCAUCAAGUUUUGGAGCCAUUCUGGAAAUAGUUUGCAGUUGUUUUGGGACUUUUUGGUGCAUUUCUCAAGCUGUGGAAAGGUAGGGAGCUGAGCUUUGUCGUUUGCAUGCCUUUUAUUGUGUGUUCUGCAUUGUGGGUUGGUUUCUAUGCCAGCUCAUAUUAACUUUUUUCUGACCUCCAGAACAGAUUAAUUGGUUUUCAAUGCAUUCCUAUGGGAAACUGCAUUUUGGUUUACAAAUUUUUCGCAAUAAGAAACAUCUCGGAGAACGCAUUAAAUUUGGAAACAGAGGUCCCACUGUAUAUCCAUUUCUUUUUGGCUUACAAGCAGCAUUUUACAUUGUAACAGUUAUAUGUUCCUUGAGCUUUGUUUUGUAUCCAAGAAUGUUUGUUUAUUAAGAACUUGAAUUAAGCUAUGUAAAACGUGGAUUCAAUCAUAUCAGGAGCAGAUUUCCAUUAGAUCACUCACUAGAGUGUGUCAUUUUUUAGAACAUAAAUCCAGUUAUUUAACGAGGAAUCCUACCCAGAAGUAUUGGUUGUUUGUGUUCUUAUACCGUAUAUCUAACAAAUGGGUAUUUGAGUUGUGCGAAAUAAAAUAUAAAUGUAGAAUUCAAAAUGUCUUUAUCCUGCAACUGCGCUACUCCAUUGUAGUUUGCUGUCUCAUUGUUAUAAGCUCUGUCUUUUUUGCACCUCGCGAUCAGCAGACGCUUACUCUGCUUUCAUAUCGGGAGGACCUGGAGGCAGGGGGAGGGAUCUGGGAAGUAGCUAUCCUGUCCUCCCGCGAACAGGCUGUGUGGAGCGUUGUCGCGUGUUCCCAUGGCAACGCUCCACAUAGCAUUGCGCUGGAGGACAGGAGAGCUGCAGCCAGUCACAUACCACAAGGACAUGGCACUCCUUCCCCCACACGCGCACACACAGAACCCCCAGACACACUCUGCACUCGUACACACAAACACAUACACUGCACUCCUCAAUGCAGUGUAUGUAUUCAGCAGUCUGUGUGUGUGUAUUCAGCCGACUGUGUGUGUGUAUUCAGCGGUCUGCCUGUGUGUAUGUAUUGCAUUUGUUACAUACCUGAAAAGAGACUUGCGUCCAUAAAGUUCAGCCUUCCUCACAUCAUUUUUUUUGCUGUUGAUCCUAAAGAAGGCAAAAACCUAAUCUGAAGUGCUUCCAAUUUUGCAACAAACUAGGAAAAAAUUCCUUCUUGACCCCAAAAUGGCAGUCAGAUAUGUAUUAUGCAACUAUUACCCCACUAAUAAGAAAUGAUAUCCCUGUAUGUUAUGUUUUUUGCAAGUAUGUAUCCAAUUUCUGUUUAAACAUCUGUAUUGACUCUGAUAAAACCACCUCUUCAGGCAGAGAAUUCCAUAUCCUUAUUGCUCUUACUGUAAAAAAAAACCUUUUCUUUGGUGAAAUCUUCAUUCUUCCAGCCUAAAUGCGUGACCUUGUGUCCUAUGUAUAAACCUGUUUAUGAAUAGAUUUUCAAAUAAUGGUUUGUACUGGCCCCGAAUAUAUUUGUAUAAUGUUAGCAUAUCCCCUCUGAGGCCCUGUUUUUCCAAACUAAAGAGAUUUAAAUUUUUGAACCUUUCUUCGUAACUUAAGUGCUCCAUUCCUUUAAUCAAUUUUGUAGCUUGUCUCUGUACUUUUUCUAGUGCCAUGAUAUCUUUCUUUAGAACAGGUGCCCAAAAUUGCACUGCAUAUUUAAGGUGUGUUGGAGAAACUAAUAAGUAUAAGCUUAAUUUUAUCUAUAAUUUAUAUCAUCAUUUAUAAUUUGUAUCAUUGAACUCUCUGUUGUGUUCUUCUUUUAAGUUACACAUAAGUUAAUCCUUGCGUUGCCAAGGGUUCCUUAAUUAUUUUGCCCACCGGCUGCUUGUGCUUCCAACUCAGAAACUGUAAUUCAGAUUGUUGCUUGCUUGCCUAAGAGCAAGUGAAUGAUAAUUUGCAAAUAUGCUUGCUGCUGGAUGCAGUCAUUCGCUGUUUAGUUUAAACGGAUUCUGAAUCCUAUACUUUGUAAGGGUUCGGAUGCGCACAGCACUGAUUUUAAUCCUGACACCGAAUGCAUGCUCAGUGUUAUGGAUUCCGGUAAAUUGAAUUUCAGCUGAAAUUAGCUUCAAUAAAUAUGAGAAUUGAUUUUCUGCUCAGAGUUUGAUGUUCCAGGAGGGAUAAGCCAAAUGGCAAAUGAUUUAGGUAAACUAGAAAAAUGGUCAGAGUUCUGGCAACUGACAUUUAAUGUGGAUAAGUGCAAGAUAAUGCAUCUUGGACGUAACAACCCAAGGGCAGAGUACAUAAUAUUUGAUAGAGUCCUAACCUCAACAUCUGAGGAAAGGGAUUUAGGGGUGAUUAUUUCUGAUGACUUAAAGGGACACUAUAGUCACCCAGACCACUUCAGCUCAAUGAAGGGGUUUGGGUGCAAUGUCCCUCAGGUUUUAACCCUUCAGAGCCCGGCGCUGGAAUAAGGUAAGCUGCUUAAGGGGUUUUAACCUUUAGCGCCACGGGAGGGGGACCCUGAGGGUGGGGGCACCUUCAGGGCACUAUAGUGUCAAGAAUACCGCUUUGUUUUCCUGACACUAUAGUGAUCCUUUAAAGGUAGGCAGACAAUGCGUGACCUUGUGUCCUAUGUAUAACCGUUUAUGAAUAGAUUUUCAAAUAAUGGUUUGUACUGGCCCCGAAUAUAUUUGUAUAAUGUUAUCAUAUCCCCUCUGAGCAGCCAGAAAUGUUAGCAGAAUGCUUGGUUGUAUAGGGAGAUGUAUUAGCAGUAGAAAGAGGGAAAUGCUCAUGCCAUUGUGCAGAACACUGGUGAGACCUCACUUGGAGUAUUGUACACAGUACUGGAGACCGUAUCUUCAGAAGGAUAUUGAUACCUUUAGAGAGGGUUCAGAGAAGGGCUACUAAACUGGUUCAUGGAUUGCGGGAUAAAACUUACCAGGAAAGGUUAAAGGAUCUUAACAUGUAUAGCUUGGAGGAAAGUCGAGACAGGGGGGAUAUGAUAGAAACAUUUAAAUAUAUAAAGGGAAUCAACACAGUAAAGGAGGAGACUAUAUUUAAAAGAAGAAAAACUACCACAACAAGAGGACAUAGUCUUAAAUUAGAGGGACAAAGGUUUAAAAAUAAUAUCAGGAAGUAUUACUUUACUGAGAGGGUAGUGGAUGCAUGGAAUAGCCUUCCAGCUGAAGUGGUAGAGGUUAACACAGUAAAGGAGUUUAAGCAUGCGUGGGAUAGGCAUAAGGCUAUCCUAACUAUAAGAUAAGGCUAGGGACUAAUGAAAGUAUUUAGAAAAUUGGGCAGACUAGAUGGGCCGACUGGUUCUUAUCUGCCGUCACAUUCUAUGUUUGGCCAUUUUCACCAGAAGUUGUCCAUCCAUCCAGACAAAAUGUGGUGUUAAAUGAACAAUAAUGAGAGUGCUUAUCAAUCAAGUAUGCUCCAGUUUAUUCCUUCAAAAUUCUUGAGGUAGUCUUGAUUGCCCUACAUUUUUGUUUCUGCAAACAAGCGUUUUUAGGUUUUAUUGGAAAUGUUUUAGAAACUUUUCCUAAACUGUUCCAAACAGCUGUGCUUUUGAUUUACUCUGGAAUUUGGUUUCCUCAUAAUGAGUUUCCAAAACUAUUUUGUUUAAUCCUUGAGACUCCAUCGUUUGCUUCACUGCCAUUUGCGUUCUGAGCAGGGUUUUACGCGGUAGCUUUGUUCAAUUAAUUGACGUGCUGCUUCAUCUGCCCUCACUAACCAGCUGAGCUGACAGAGGUAGAUGACCCAGGAUACUCACGUGUUGUUUGGAUUCUGCAUUGGAAUUACUCUGGCACCUAAGCUUUUUAGUUUGUUUUUGUUUGUGUCAUCUCAAGUGGCGAAGAAAGGGACUUAAUUAUGUUUUUCCUAGAAAGUUUAUGUAGUAGUAUUUUUUUGUUAGACCAUUUGCUUGCUUUGUGUUGAUACAAUUUUACUGCAAUGGGGCACAUCAAGUACUAUAACCACUUAUACUCCUUGCACAGGUUGUAGUGCAAGGAGUUUCCUUCCUAAAGAGAUUUGCCAUCUACAGUGUCUUAGUCCCCAUUUAGCUGUCUGUCCCGCAAGGUUUAAAAAGAUAUUCCCUUUUAUAACACGCCACGCUGCUCUCUCCCUCCUUGGCUGAGAUUAUCACGCUUAAAUGAAAGCAUUGCAGGAUAGCGUGAAUAUUUAGCAAAUCGCUGUGCCAACCACACAUUUCAACUGAUUGAAAUAGCGAAGUUUCGGAGGAAGCACAUCUAAGAUGAAGUGGCCUUGGUGCCUAGUGUCCAUUUAAUAAAGAAAAGGCUGAACUACUUGUCACAGGAAAACCAGGGGGAGAGAAUAGAAUUGCCUUACUGAAUUGACAAGAUUUGUGGAAUGUUAAUAAAAAAAAUUAAAAAAAAGCUGUUUUAGCAAAACAAAAAUGUUGCUUCCUGUCAGCUUAGGAAGUCAGCCCCCCAACCCAUUUUAAUUGUUACUUAUGCUGCAGCCCCUCUGCACUUCUCUAAUUGCAGAGCAUUACAGAAACACCUAAUUGACUUUUAUGGAUUUUCUUUCUUAUUCUUUUUUUAUUUUGUUUUGUUUAGAAGGAAUGCAAACACAUAUUUGCCCAGGGACAACAGCACACUUUAUACAGUUCCAAAUGUCAUAUGUGUACAAUGUCACUUGGGCCACAAUAUGACUUUUUUUUAACCUUGGUAGAGCAGACAAUCUACACUAUUGUCUGAUAUGUAUUUUCGUCAUACAAUAUCUCUGUUCUUUCAAUAGUACCCUGCCCCUGGGUCUGGCUAGCAACACUGAUACUAGUUCCUCAAGUUGGUUUGGAAGCAAACAUGAUCCAUUUAUUGUGAACUAUGUAAACAUAAUGACUCCUUUAUCUUCUUUAUAUAUACUUUUUGUAACUUCAUGGGUUCAGGGUAGACUGUCCCAGUACGUCACUUGACGUAGUUUAAAUUGGCCACCACGCCUUGUUUUCUCAUAUACUGUAUUGAGUGUCCAGUCCUGAAACUACAGGAACUGCCUUUUAACCUUGAGAAUAAGAAAUAAUGUUGAAAUGCUGGUAUCUUUAAUUUAAUUGUUUUUUGGUUGUUUUUAUUUUUGUUAUUUUUAAAGAAACUCUCUUAAUUCAAAACAACUUCCCUUCUGUCACACACACCCUCCCCAAAAAUCUUUAUGAAACACUCCCAUGGGACUACUUUCUCCUAGUAUAUUUCCUAUACUUGACAAAGGGGCUUGUUACUUCUGUCAAGUUUUAUCAUUUCCCUCCGCUGAGGUGAAAAAAGAGCUUUGUCUAUGGUGGAUAUAGACCUCGAUGUUUUACUCGUGCACAUGUGUAGGACCGGUUCAGUUGAGUAAAACUCACCCUGCGGCAAUCACACUCCUAGUGGAACAAUCAUAGUCAGACAUGUGCAAAAUAUACCAAGUCAAUAGACUGAAGGUAGGCAACCUUAGGCACUCCAGAUGCCGUGGACUACAUCUCCCCAAUACCUUGCCAGCAUUGUGUAAGAGCAUUGUGGGAGUUGUAGUCCACAACAUCUCGAGUGCUGAAGGUUGCUUACCCUUGCCCUAGACAAUGAUAGGACCUCUUUGAGAAGUCUCUGGGCGCAGCCUGAACUCAAGGGGUUAAGCUGUUGGGUCCUGUCUGCCCCUUCUGCCAUGUUCUUCCCUAUGGCCAAUGAACUCCUUAUGCUUCUGCUUGGGUGGCAGUGAUUGGCUGAGGUGAGCUAGUCACUAAAUCAAAAGUAUUGGACGAGGGCCAUGAACACACACGAAAAAAGGAGUGGAAAUGCAUGUCUGUUUAUUUCAGUACGAACAGAUUUGUUCACUAUUUGUCCACUGUUUAGGCUAUUGUGGCCUAAAUUUUUUUUUUUUUUAAAUUAGAUCACAAUUUGCAGCAAUCCAUAUUCCUUAGCGAUUAACAAUGUGUUUUUUUUUUUUUUUUCCAUUACAUGUAAUAACUAUGCUAUAAUAGCCGCUGAUGAUGUCACAGUCCUAGUAGAUCACUUGGAGAAUAAGCAUUCUUUAGUGUUUUAUAUUAUUUGGUUGUUGGCAGCAAAAGUUUAGCUUUUUUUUUUUUUUAUACCAGUAUGCCACUACUAUAUCACAAAGCAUUUAAAGAAUUGAUGUACCUUCUCUAACUGACAGAAAUCCCAUAGAGUUAUUGUUUGGAACUGACAUGUACAUUGAGCUCCCUUCACCAGGCACAGAAAACAAGUGCACGUGUUUUUAUAUGAUUUGAUGGAACGUUCAUUAACCUCUACAAGACUGAUGGCUCCCCGAACUUGUUAUGGAAGGAUUAGAUUAGAUGUUCUAUUAGAGGAACUUUUUAUUUGAUUAGCAAAGGCUGUCCUUUUGGGAAAUAAUAAAGUGGCAUUUGCCCAGAUAUAAACAGAUGCACUGCCAGAAAAGACUGUCCCAUGAUUCUGCUGGAAACCAUAUCAUAAAGUGGGGGGUGGGAGAUGGGGGUGAGGGGUGAGAGUGACAAAAAGUGUAUUUAUAAUAAAUGAUGAAGUGUUAUCUGAUUAUACUGCCCUCGAUAGAAACACCACAUUUAUUUAGAUUGCUCUGUGAUUUCUUAUCUUGCAUCCAAGCAAAGAAUGUACUCAUUGCACCAGCUAUGCAAAGCACCAUUCUAUGUCUGUGAGCUUAGACUUGCGACCACACUCCCUCUUUUGCCACACAAUUUAUCCAUGUUUGUCAAAGCGGUCAUACAAUUUGUGCAAAUACUAUUCUGCCUCUUUGGGAAUCUUUGUUGCCUCUUGUUUAAUGAAUAUUGCAUUCUUUGUGGUAAGCCAUGACGUCUCUGUUCUAAUUGCCAUUUAUUUUCUAGAUGACUGAUACUGCUAAAUGGCAGUCAAUCUAAUACGACUCACGUCUGCAGCUGCCUUUGUAAUUGCGACUUGAUUUUUACAUGUUUGAACUCACUUUUCAUGUGGUGUUUAUUUUGUUUACUCUUUGUAUACUGAACGCUGCUAAAAAGUUCUGCGCAGUAUAUAUAGUUUGCUUGCACUCCAUAUUAAAAGUUCUCCUUUAAUUGAACUUGAGUCACACACAGAAGGCUGUUGUAGGCUCUAGCAGGCAACUAACAUAGGAGGAGAUAAUAGAAUCUAAGUUAAACACACUGUGCAAUAAGGGAAGCUUAGAAAAAUGAGCUCGAUGUCAGGAAGUGUAGGGUCUCAAGUUAGUCUCACCCUGUGAAUCUGUCAUGGGAAGUAUGGCUGCAUAAAAGUGAUUUAAAUGACCACUAAAGUCACCUAGGCCACUUCAUCUCAAUGAAAUUGUGUGGGUGCAGUGGUCCGGUCCUUUUUACGCUACAAUGUAAAUCACUGCAGUUUUUUAGAGUAGAAAUACACCUCUAGUGGCUGUAUUCCUAACGGCCACAAGAGGCGCUUCCAUGGCACUGACUGAUUAAAACUAUUGCGUGGUGCCGAAGCCCCCAUAGGAAAAAAAGUGAGUCAAUGCUUUUCUACGGGGAAGCUUGAAUGUUUGUUUGCCACAAUGAAGAGCAUUGGUGUGGACCACGGCAGAGGAGGCCAGACAUACUCCAUGACGUUCGAGAGGCGGAGAGAUGUGCAGGAAAAAGGUAAGUAAGCAUUUAAUUUAUUUUUUUUCCAAGUAGAUAGACUUUGCUUGCCCUUUCUCCGUUGGUAUGGAAAUAACGCUCUACCACUCUUUAUUUGUAAAACUAUUUUAAAAAGUGCAGAUUUACAUAGAAAGUGGCACUUUCAUAAAUUAUCUGUCAGCCAGACAACUGGUCCUUUUACUUCCUGGUUAUUUAGUUUUAGUAGAGCUAAACUCAAGAGGCAGACAACUGGUCCUUUUACUUCCUGGUUAUUUAGUUUAGUAGAGCUAAACUCAAGAGGCAGACAACUGGUCCUUUUACUUCCUGGUUAUUUAGUUUAGUAGAGCUAAACUCAAGAGGCAGACAAUUGCCCAGAACACCUAGCUUACAAAUAUUUCUCAAUAGGCUGCAUUUGGGAAGUGUAAUUGGAACAGCUCGGAAAGCUGACUGGAAAAGGUGGGGGCUUGCAAAGGCUUCAAACAAGAUCUGCAACUUUUGCAAGGUGUUAAGUUAUGCCCCAAAUGAUAAAAUACAUAAUUAAAUACGUGUUUUCCCUACUAAACAGUGGGAGGGUUUUUUUUAUUUAUUUUUAUAUGGCAAUAAGAGAGAAGUGCUUUUUAUCCCACUUUAAUAGGCACAUAUCUUCUUCUUUCCUUUUUUUUUUUUUUUUUUUAAUUUUUUAAUACAGAAUGUGUCGAUUUGGUCUUGUGAUUUAUGAUCCCUAUUGCAUCUCCAGAGUGCUGAAAACUAUGUAUACGGUUUUGUUGUUCCUUAAGCUCAAUGUAUCCUGUUUGCAUGGCAUUUACAGCUAUAGGGUCUGGGUAGCUUUAGAUUUACGAUAAACAUUGCGGAGAAAGAAAUAUGUCCAAAUAUUUUAAUUUAGUUUAUUUCAUAUUUUUCUUUCGCUUGCAGAUAUGACCACAUUUUGAAAUGGGAACUAUUCCAGUUGGCAGAUUUGGACACGUAUCAGGGUAUGCUAAAAUUGCUUUUCAUGAAAGAACUGGAACGAAUUGUUAAGCUCUACGAAGCUUACAGACAGGCACUGCUCACAGAGGUGGAAACUCGGAAGCAGAGACAGCAGUGGUAUGCCCAACACAACAAGAACUUCUGA